AUGUCCGCAGGAGUCCCUGCAGGGAUCAAAACUAGCUGUAACUUGGUUAGCAACCCAGGAGUGUGGACAACCGACGACGCAUCCAACCAUCAGUCAACGGAGAAUGGACAAGUACUGGUGUCGCAGCCAAGAAUCCCCUCUUGCAUGGGAAUGUCAACAGCCAUUGAAAUGCAAAGCAACUUCACCAUCCAAAUUAAAUUCUUAAUUGUGCCUCUAGAUAAUUUCAAUCAAAAUGCAAGAUCCAAAAUUGUUGUCUACUUGGUAACAGAGGGCGGGCAGGAGCCACCGAUUACUUUUGAUCAAUCAGCAAUUGUGCCUGGCUGGCAGGAAGUGACAAUUCAAGUUUCUAGCAGUGGACUUAAAUUCCCAGGAAAUUACAUGGUUGAAAUUGCAUCACAGACUACACGUGUAGGUGUUGAAUACACUGCGAUUCAAUGGUUCAGUGUUUCUGAUGAAAAACUUACACCAACUACAACCCCUGCACCGACAACCACCCCUUCCUCUCCUCCUACAACCCUUCCAACCACCGCUCUCCCAACAACUACCACUUUGGCCCCUCCUACAACUACAACCCAGCAAACCACCCUUUCCCUAACGACAUCAGCUCUUACAACUACAAAUUUGGAAACCAGCCCUCUGCCAACCACAGCAACUCAAGCACCUACAACUACAACCCCUGAGCCAACUACCACUUCAUCUCCUACAACCCAAUCAACCUCUCCGCCUUUUGCAAAUACAAAACCGACAAUUCUUGAAACAACCCCUGUGAGCAUAGUUUCUCCUCCAGUGACCACACCACCCCCUCCAGGAUCGAGUGCUUCAAAUAGAAACACUUUCCCAGAACUCUGGAGCUUGCUGCUUGGCAUUGCGAUCGGUAUCACAGGAAUGUGCAUUGUAUACUUUUCCACCCUUUGCUGUUGGUGGUUAAUUGUGGCACUCAGGAAACCGCGCGAGGCUGUUAACGCCAAAUUUGUGCUACCCAGACUGGAGGUUGUAUCAACUUCAAGCCAUAAAAGCAUUACCGGCUCUUUCAGCUCGCAGACAAACGCAGACCCUUUUUGGCUAAAAAGUAAGCAGUGGUCGCAUAUUCCCUGA
Molecule: messenger RNA, 1095 nt
Organism: Neocloeon triangulifer
Lineage: Eukaryota; Metazoa; Arthropoda; Insecta; Ephemeroptera; Baetidae
Product: probable maltase-glucoamylase 2
Exons: 2
Coding region: 1-1095 (364 amino acids)
Source: RefSeq, a predicted model, not a curated record